This is a messenger RNA of Callorhinchus milii (elephant shark), 1902 nucleotides long. RefSeq names its product TAF5-like RNA polymerase II, p300/CBP-associated factor (PCAF)-associated factor (gene taf5l). Gene Ontology annotation, cellular component: nuclear protein-containing complex; histone acetyltransferase complex. Gene Ontology annotation, molecular function: protein binding; transcription coactivator activity. Gene Ontology annotation, biological process: regulation of DNA-templated transcription. NCBI's taxonomy places the organism in Eukaryota, Metazoa, Chordata, Chondrichthyes, Chimaeriformes, Callorhinchidae. The coding region runs from base 120 to 1886 and encodes 588 amino acids. The record is from RefSeq and is a predicted model, not a curated record. The transcript has 5 exons.
AACUCUGCGCCGAGGCUUCAGGCCGGGCCUAGUCGCUCUCCCCCCCCCUCCCCCCCCUCCCGGGCCAGAGAUUGGGACACGCACCCGAGUCGGGACACCCCCGAGAGGAGCGGCGGACCAUGAAGCGGGUACGUACAGAACAGAUUCAGGCUGCAGUGGCUCAUUACCUCAGAAGACGGCAGUAUGUGGACUUGGAGGGAGCCCUAAAGCAGGGACCUAAGUUUUCUCAGACUGCGGAAGAGAUGGCAACUAACUUAACAGUUCAGGCCGAGUCGGGUACUGCUAAUGUAGUGUCUGCAGCUCCCUGUCAGGCAGACCCACAUCAGUACCAAGUACAGUUUGGACGGCUGAAAAAUUUUCUUUUCGAUACAGAAUCAAAAUACAGCCGGGAUGUAAAACAACUGCUCUACCCUUUGUUUGUCUACCUCCACCUGGACAUGGUACACAGUGGUUUGAAGAGCGCAGCAGACAGCUUCUACAGUCACUUCCAUGGCAUGUUCUUACAAAGUGUCAACCAGAAGGACAUUAUGGAACAGCUGCGGACUACACUGAACAGCCAGGAUAUUUAUUCAAACUGCAAAUUACGUUCUCUGAUCGAAAAUAAAUACAUUCUCAGCCUUACUGAAGAGAGUUAUAACUAUCUUCUUCGCUACCUCCAGAGCGACAACAACAGUGCUUUGUGUAAAGUUCUGGCUUCCCGCAUUCAGUUGGACGUACAAUGUUCUCCUCAAACUGACUAUCAACUGUAUAGCAGUGGUGCAUUAUCCCGAUGUGAAGGAGGCAGCAUGGAGCCCUCCGAAAUACUAUCACCCAUAUUGCAAAAUGAAGCUGCACUGGAGUUGUUACAGGACAGCAUAAAACGAGUGAGAGAUGGACCACCAUCUCUCACAACCAUUUGCUUCUAUGCUUUCUACAAUACCGAACAGUUGCUUAAUACUGCAGAAAUUUCCCCAAAUAAUAAACUGCUCAGUGCCGGCUUUGAUAACUCUUGUGUCAAACUUUGGAGCUUGCGUUCAAAGAAGUUAAAGGCAGCCCCGGGGCAGGUGGAUGUUUCUCGAAUCAACCUAGCCUGCGAUGUCUUGGAUAAUGAGGGGGAAGAUGACGAUGUGGGCAGUGAAAUAAAGAUCCUACGAGGGCACUGUGGACCAGUGUAUGGCACAAAGUUUCUGUCGGAUAGUUCAGGCCUUCUCUCUUGUUCAGAAGAUGCAACAGUCCGCUACUGGAACCUGUGCAGUUUCACUAACACUGUUUUGUAUCAAGGACAUGCCUAUCCAGUCUGGGACAUUGAUAUUAGUCCCUUAAGCCUUUAUUUUGUAAGUGGAUCACAUGAUCGGACAGCUAGACUUUGGGCACUGGACCGAACAUACCCACUGCGCAUUUAUGCAGGUCACUUAGCAGAUGUAGACUGUGUCAAGUUUCAUCCCAACUCCAACUACAUUGCCACAGGUUCAACAGAUAAAACUGUAAGAUUAUGGAGUACGCAGCAAGGAAGUACUGUACGUCUCUUCACAGGACACCGUGGCCCUGUACUCUCAUUGGCCUUUUCACCCAAUGGAAAAUACUUGGCUUCAGCAGGUGAAGACCAGCGACUGAAGAUAUGGGACCUUGCAUCAGGCUCCUUAUUUAAAGAGUUACGAGGACACACUGACAAUAUAACUAGCCUGGCAUUCAGUCCUGAUAGUAGUUUGGUAGCUUCUGCAUCUAUUGACAAUUCAGUUCGUAUUUGGGAUAUUCGGAAUACUUACUCCAAUUCAUCCCUGGAUGGCUCUUCCAGUGAGCUGGUGGGUAUAUAUACAGGACAGACCAGUAACCUUCUGAAUGUGCAGUUUAUGUCUUGCAAUCUGGUUUUAGUUACUGGAGUUGCACAAGAAAAGAAAGAACAAUAAACAUAAGUGAACAACA